Molecule: messenger RNA, 1198 nt
Organism: Ceutorhynchus assimilis (cabbage seed weevil)
Lineage: Eukaryota; Metazoa; Arthropoda; Insecta; Coleoptera; Curculionidae
Source: the annotation of a GenBank genome assembly
UCAACAAUCAACAUAUUUUGAAAAAUUGUUUUAUUAUUUUUUUGAUUUAAAUAUUUGAUCAAAUAAUUCAUUCAUAGAAAAAGAAAAAUCAUGAAUAAAGUUUUGGGACAAAUAGUGAGAAAUCUAUUCCGGCACGAUCUGAAAAAAUCACUAAACAACAAUAAUAGAUUCGCCAGCACUUAUAAGGCAGCCCUAAUCGCCGAACACGACAAACCCUUGGAAAUACGAGAAAAAAAACAGGUCAAACUAAGUUCCAAUCAAGUUCGCGUGCAAGUUAGUUAUUGCAGUGUUAAUUCGGUGGAUACCUAUAAAUUUAAACACGGGGGCGGAGAACUACCUUUUAUACCUGGUUAUGAGCUAUCAGGCGAAGUUCUAGAAGUAGGGUCUGAUGUACGCGGGGAUAGAAUUAGUGUUGGAGAGAAGGUGGUAGGGCUGAGCUUGGAGAAUUUUGGCGGAUUAGCUGAGGAAUGUGUGUUGGACAUAGACGAUGUAUUUAGGCUUCCAACAGAAGUAAGCGUCAAAGAUGCGGCAGUCUUAGCUUAUGGCCAUUCAGUAGCUCUAUACACCUUUUCAAAGCUAUCAAACCUAAAGGAAAAUGAAAAGGUAGUGAUCACUGCCGGUCCUGCUGGUCUUGGCUUAGCAGCUGUGGAUGUGGCUGCCAACAUAUACAAGGCAAAAGUUAUCGGCGUGGUAGACACAGAAGAACGAGGUGAAUUGUUGAGAGAACGAGGUGCCUUUACCACAGUACAUUUUAGCCCCAAAUUAACUAAAGAAGUUUUGAAGCAAACUGAAAACAAAGGAGCUAAAGUGGUUUAUGACGCCGCUGGUGAUCCUAUGAUGGAAACUAUUGGAAAUUGUGUGGCUCUUGGUGGAAAAACUUUCUAUGCUUCCCCAUUCUUCCACAAAACAAUACCAGCACCCAUGCCACAUACUUUUUCAUCCAUUGUUAGCUUAAAAGCUCUCAGAACCCAAAACAGAAAUUUAUAUAAAACUUUGGUAAAUGAUACCCUUGAAUUAGCAAACGAGGACUUAAUAGGGGCACACAUAAGUGCCGAAUUUAGCCUUGAUAAAAUUAAUGAGGCUUUAAAGUUUAUUGAUGAUAGAAAGUGUACUGGAAAAAUUUUGAUUAAAGUUGAAAACUAAUUGUUAAUUGUACGUAAUUUAUUGCUGUUUUAUAAUAUAAUUUUUUUGCAAAGUA